This is a messenger RNA of Cordyceps militaris CM01, 207 nucleotides long. RefSeq lists its product as uncharacterized. The record is from RefSeq and is a predicted model, not a curated record. NCBI's taxonomy places the organism in Eukaryota, Fungi, Ascomycota, Sordariomycetes, Hypocreales, Cordycipitaceae. The transcript is spliced from 2 exons. Bases 1 to 207 code for a protein of 68 amino acids.
AUGCAUGGACUGGUGGGUCUCUGGGCCAUUCCUCCAUCUUGUUCAGACCGCUACAUGAACGUCGCGUUGGGCAUCUUUAAGAAGGGUGUCCCGCUCAUCAGCAAUGCCCAACUAUUCAUCCUCAAUUUUCUGAUCCUAGAGAUUGUCGUCGUCUCUUAUUACAAUAAAUCGGCUACUCUAAAUGGAAACAGUGUUGUAUCCAAGUAA